Coffea eugenioides is the source of this 2001-nucleotide messenger RNA. RefSeq names its product protein trichome birefringence-like 33. Gene Ontology annotation, cellular component: Golgi apparatus. Lineage: Eukaryota; Viridiplantae; Streptophyta; Magnoliopsida; Gentianales; Rubiaceae. Bases 67 to 1353 code for a protein of 428 amino acids. The record is from RefSeq and is a predicted model, not a curated record. Gene Ontology annotation, molecular function: O-acetyltransferase activity. The transcript is spliced from 6 exons.
UCACCCUUCCAACCAAAGGAAAAAACGAAUUCGGAAGGCACGAGGCAAUAGGAUUUCAGGCUUCAAAUGAAGCCACCAGCUCCCUCGUCUUCUCGAGUCAGUUUCCUGCUGAAAAAGGCCAGGGUCUCUCCUAUUCUCCUCACCUUCCUAGCCUUCGUUACCUUCGUCACCAUCCUCUACAGCCAAGACUUGCGCUGCCUCUUCGGCCAAUUUGACUACUCUGACCAUCCUAAACACAACAAGUACCAAACCAUCUCACCUACCAAGAAGAACGGAGGGAAGUUGCCUUUUGCCAUCGGAGAAACCGAGGAAGGAUGUGAUGUGUUUAGCGGGAGAUGGGUUCGGGACGAGGUGAACCGGCCGCUGUACGAGGAAUCAGAAUGUCCGUAUAUUCAACCGCAGCUGACAUGCCAAGAACACGGCCGCCCUGAUAAGGACUAUCAGUAUUGGAGAUGGCAGCCUCAUGGCUGUACACUUCCCAGUUUCAAUGCCACGUUGAUGCUGGAAACGCUUCGAGGAAAGAGAAUGAUGUUCGUCGGCGAUUCCCUAAACAGGGGGCAGUACGUUUCCAUGGUCUGCCUUCUCCACAGACUCAUCCCUGAAGACGCCAAUUCCAUGACAACUAAUGGUUCACUUACUAUAUUCACAGCAAAGGAAUACAAUGCAACCAUCGAAUUCUACUGGGCACCAUUUCUCCUCGAGUCCAACUCGGACGAUGCUAUCGUACACAGAAUAUCUGAUAGGCUAGUCCGUAAAGGUUCAAUUAUUAAGCAUGGAAAGAAUUGGAAAGGAGUUGAUAUAAUGGUUUUCAACACUUACCUGUGGUGGAUGACCGGCCGAACAUUCAAGAUACUGCAAGGGUCUUUUAAUGAUGAAGUGAAAGAUAUUGCGGAAGUGUCUACGGACGAUGCUUAUCGUAUGGGAAUGAAAACUAUGUUAAGAUGGAUAAAGAGGAAUAUGGAUCCCAAGAAAACUAGAGUCUUCUUCGCUAGCAUGUCACCCUCUCAUGCAAAAAGCAUAGAGUGGGGCGGCAGUCCAGAUGGGAACUGCUAUAAUGAGACCAAGCUGAUAGAAGAUCCAAAUUAUUGGGGUUCAGAUACCCGGAAAAGCAUAAUGCAAGUGAUCGGAGAAGAAUUCAGAAAAACCAGGGUGCCUAUAACGUUUCUCAACAUCACGCAGCUAUCAGGUUACCGAAAGGAUGCACAUACAUCCAUUUACAAGAAACAAUGGAGUCCCCUCACCCCGCAGCAGCUAGCCAACCCUGUCAGCUAUGCCGAUUGCACGCAUUGGUGUUUGCCCGGCCUCCAUGAUACCUGGAACGAGCUUUUGUUUGCCAAGCUCUUUUAUCCUUGACUUCAUCUUAAAAGUUCAAAAACCAUCAUCUCUUUGUACAGCACAAACCAAUAUAAGCUGCUGCUUCAAAACGUGAUGAUCAGAUCAAAGAUUUGCACGCAGCCUUGGCUUCUUUCUUUCGUUUGAGGAAAGUGAACGAAAGAGGUUGCUCACUGACCUCUCCAGCGGACGGAGAAGGUUUUUUUUUUUUUUUUUUUUUGGUUUUGGGCUUUUUAACAUAGAUUGUGGGUCAGAAUUUUAGUUGGAUAUUUCCAAGGACGAAUAUUGGGCCUUGGUAGUUUUGUACAUCUUAAGGUUACGCUUGCCCAAUGAAAAUUGCAUACUUUCAUAUUGGGGCAAUCAGAAGGCUGGUAGUUUGUUUGUGGAGUCCAUGUUCUCGCAAGCGAUACAGUUAGAAGAUAAAUACACAGUUUGGAUUGGAUCAGACAACUCAUAGACAUCGACGACUCGGAAUGCUUUGAAUGAUGACUAUGGGCCCCCAUUACCAAAAUCAUCAGAAUUAGUUAGUCCACGACUUAUCCCCUUGCCUCUUAUGCUGUGAACUGUGAAUCGGGAGGGGAAUGAAAAGUUGGCCCAGAAGUAAGUCGGUGAAUCAAGAAUAUAGAAGCAGUACUGCAAAAUUCAAUCCCCACUGGAAUAGUAUAAUGU